This is a messenger RNA of Rubroshorea leprosula, 1659 nucleotides long. The record is from the annotation of a GenBank genome assembly. Lineage: Eukaryota; Viridiplantae; Streptophyta; Magnoliopsida; Malvales; Dipterocarpaceae.
AUCCAUUUUCCGGCGAAAUUCGUCCAUCUACAAGUUCAGGUCAUCGGAGAAAGAAAGCUCAAGUAGCUGUGGACGAAGGUUGUUCAAUGGCGAUUAUCGUUAAUUUCAGAGACAGCCAUGGAAAAUUGAAAAACCCAGCCAACGAGAACUUCAUUCGGCCCAAUUUGCCCGUUUAGGCCCAAGUACUAUUUUUUAAUCUCUCUCACUACUCACACUCAUUUCCUCUUCUUCUCCCUCGUUAUCUUUGCGCCCCCAGAAUCAAGUUUCUGGAGAACCCAUCUCAGUUCAGCCAGAGGUUGACCUUGACUUCUAAUUGAAGAAGGAAAGUUUCAGUUGGGAACUGGGGUUCUUGAAUUAAAUGAUGAUAGACCGUUACUCAAUAGCUUUCUAUUUGGUACUGUCAUGUGUUAUUGGAAUCUUGGAUGCUAGUGCUGGGGAUGCCGAUCCACGUUACAGGGCUUGUGUUGCACAAUGUGAAAAGACUGGAUGCAUUGGGGAAAGAUGUUUUCCACACUGCAACUUUUCUUCAGAUGGGGUCUCCAUUGACGGUCCAUGGUAUAUGCAAGAACCCCUUUACUUGAAGUGGAAACAGUGGGAUUGCCAAAGUGAUUGUCGUUACAAUUGUAUGAUGGAUAGAGAAAAAGAACGAGAAUCAAAUGGUGAUGGACCUGUCAAGUAUCAUGGAAAAUGGCCCUUCACGCGAGUUUAUGGGAUUCAGGAACCUGCUUCUGUUGUUUUCUCUGCUCUCAACCUAGCAAUGCAUUUUCAUGGUUGGAUAUCCUUCUUCAUUCUUCUGAACUAUAAGUUGCCCCUGAAACAAAAUAAAAAGGCAUACUAUGAGUAUGCUUCCUUGUGGCAUAUCUAUGGGCUAUUGUCAAUGAACUCAUGGUUCUGGAGUGCUGUUUUCCAUAGUCGUGAUGUAGAUUUGACGGAGAAGUUAGACUAUUCAUCAGCUGUGGCAUUGCUUGGGUAUUCUCUCAUUCUAGCGUUGCUAAGAAGUUUCAAUGUGAGGGAAGAGGCUGCUAGAGUCAUGGCUGCUGCUCCGCUGCUUGCUUUCAUCACUACCCACAUAUUGUAUCUAAACUUCUAUCAAUUAGACUAUGGGUGGAACAUGAAAGUUUGUGUUGUAAUGGCAGUCGCUCAACUUCUUAUUUGGGCAAUCUGGGCUGGUGUGACUCACCAUCCUUCUCGCUGGAAGUUGUGGGUGGUGGUGAUUGGAGGCGGCCUUGCGAUGCUUCUUGAGAUCUACGACUUCCCUCCUUACCGAGGAUUCUUUGAUGCUCAUGCUGUCUGGCAUGCCACCACAAUUCCACUUACCUACUUAUGGUGGAGUUUCAUCAGAGAUGACGCCGAGUUCCGAACUACGAAUCUCGUCAAGAAGGCCAAGUAGCUCGAUGUAAAACUUAUGAAAACCACUCUCAAUAGUGCCUUCACUGGCAAGAAUUAUCUUUGAUAGAUCUGCUAGAGUUGUUUUGUUUCUGUUGUUUGCCCGUAAUCUUAUCUUUCUUUCUUGUUACCUUGUAACAAGGAAUGAGAUUUGGAGAGCUUAGUUUAGCAUUGGGUUGGUAACAUCUUUUUGCACUCCAACCAUGUUUGUUUGAUGUUCGAUUUGAUUCCUGAACUAAAAAUUUGUUCAAUGCAGUACUUUUUCUAAUUCAU